CCCUUCUCGGAAGUGCACGGCCACUCGGCUCGGCGCUCUCAAAGCGGCACAACCACGCACGAGGAGCUGGGGGCGGAGGGUGCCCAAAUGGCGAGCACCGCGCCGCCGCCGCUGCUGCUGCUGCUGCUGCUACUCCUCGCGGGGCUCGCGCCGACCACCGCCGGCGCCACCGACGAGGGAACGCCCGGCGGAAACGGACACGCCGCGAGCGCUCCGUGCGAGCUCAAGAGCGUCACCGUCUCCACGCUCCCCGUGCUCCGGGAGAACGAGUUCAGCUUUACCGGCGUGGGAGCCUCCGGGAGCUCGGUCGGAGGUGGAGGGGGCGCCUCGGCCGGAGCUGCGGGGACCGCUGGAGGAGGACCGGGAGGAGGUGGUGGGGAAUCCCGGCUCCUGUUGUUCGUCAGGACGGAUCUACCUGGUCGGAUUUCCGUAAUGGAUGAUCUCGACAAUACGGCUCUGCCUUACUUCGCACUCGAGAUGUCGGGGAGGGGCGAAGACAUCUCCCAGGUGCACUGGAAGCAGCAGUGGCUGGAGAACGGGACGCUUUACUUCCACGUGUCCAUGACAGAGUCGGAAGCGGUGGCCCAGACCACGCAGGCAUCGGUGCGGGAGCCGGUGCACAUCACGCACGAACACAUGCAUCUGCUGCACAUCUCGGUUAUGGGAGGCCUGAUUGCCCUGCUCCUGCUUAUUCUCCUCUUCACCCUGGUCCUGUACACCCGCCACCGAUGGUGCAAGCGUCGCAGGAUCCCCCAGAAGAGCGCCAGCACGGAGGCCACUCACGAGAUUCACUACAUCCCCUCGGUACUGCUGGGCCCCCAGGGCCGCGACAGCUACCGAGGCUCUCGGAACGCGCACCAGCACGGCGGCUCCGUCAUCGGCGCGCCCAUCCGAGAGACGCCCAUCCUCGACGAUUACGACGGCGACGAGGACGACCCGGCGCUACGCUCGUUGAACUCCACCCCCAAUCAGCUGCACGAGAAAGUGAGCGACGGGAUGAUCCAGGAGGACUACGGCGUCGGCAUCGGCUACGGGGGGCACGCGGACAUCAAGGAGGAUGAGCUGACGCGUUCUUUCGACAAGCGAGCCAUCGACCCAAACAGAGACGCGGUGGAAGAUUUGAUGCAGCGGUUCCAGGACAGCUUCCGCGUUCCCAAAACCCCGCCAGACAUUUCUCGCUACCAGCACGUCAUCCACAGCUCGUCGACCAGCCGCCGCAGGGUCCCCAGCCACACCAGAGGCAUGUUUGGUCCUCAAGGAGAAUCAGGGUCAGAGCCCGAGGACGACAACCAGACAAAGUUUUUCACCGAGCAGCACAGAGGACGACGGCGCAGCAAAGGCCACCCACACAGCCCUCUAAACAAGGUCACCUUGACGCUGAUUACCAUCAGCACUUGUGUCGUGGCCAUUGUCUACGCCACGCAGGAUUCCUGCCCGCUCACUGUCAAGGUCACGCUCCAUGUGCCCGAGCACUUUGUCGCAGAUGGAAGUAGUUUUGUGGUGGGUAUGGGCAGCUUCCUGGAUGUCUCCAACUGGCUCAACCCAUCCAAGCUCAUCCUGUACUACCAGACCAAUUCGUCGACGCAGUGGGUGCGAGACUACUGCGGAGAGAGGACGACCGACCCCUGCGAGCAGAUUUGCGACCGGGACACAGGAGAAUGCAGCUGUCACGACGGCUAUUCCCCGGAUCUUGUCCAUAAGCACCUCUGCGUUCGCAGCGACUGGGGUCAGAAUGAAGGGCCUUGGCCGUACGCUAACCUUGAGAAAGGUUACGACCUGGUUACGGGCGAACAAGCCCCGGAGAGAAUCUUCAGAUCACUCUAUAGUCUGGGCCAAGGCUUGUGGCUGCCUGUCAGCAAGAGCUUCGUGGUGCCGCCGGUGGAGCUGUCCAUCAAUCCCAUCGCCAGCUGUAAGACAGACGUGCUGGUGAGCGAAGAUCCCGGAGAGGUCAGGGACGAAGCCAUGAUGUCCACAUAUUUCGAGACCGUCGAGGACUUGCUGGCAUCGUUCGGGCCCGUCCGUGACUGCUCCAAAGACAACGGCGGCUGCAAGAAGAAUUUCAAGUGCGUGUCAGACCGACGGUUGGAUUCAUCUGGCUGCAUGUGGCGCCUGAUUAAAAUGCAUGUGCUGACCCUUGUGCCUUCUUCGCUUCUUCUGUCUCCCUUAUCGCCCCCCUGCCUUCUCUUUCUCCUCCUUCUCCUCCUCCUCCUCUUGGCCUGCGUGUCUCCCGUGCAGUGUCCUAAUGGGCUGAGGCCAAUGAAGGACGGCUCCGGUUGCUAUGACUACUCAAGGGGCAUCGACUGCACCGACGGCUUUAACGGAGGCUGCGAGCAGCUGUGUCACCAGCAACUCGCGCCCCUCGAAGACCAGCCCGGCUCCAGCAACGUGCUCAUGUACUGCGGGUGUGUGCAGGAGUACAAACUGGCGGCAGAUGGGCGCUCGUGCUCGCUGCAGUCCGAAAACUGUGAGGGUCCCAAAUGUCCGCGGCAGGCCAUCCACUUCAACGUGACCUUGUUCGGCGAAAUGCUGCAUGGAUACGACAACAAAAGCCAACAGGUCAACCUGGGCCGGAUCUUUCAGAUGACCUUUCGAGAUAACAACUUUGUGAAGGACUUCCCCCAGCUAGCCGAUGGCCUCAUGGUUCUCCCCCUGCCAGUGGAGGAACAAUGCAGAGGCGUGUUGUCCGAACCGCUGCCAAACUUGGAUCUCCUCACAGGCGACGCCAAGUUCAACGAGGCCGCAGGCUACCCGAUGGUUCAGCAGUGGCGAGUGCGGAGCAAUCUGUACAAAGUCAAGCUCAGUUCCAUCACUCUGGCUUCAGGUUUCGCCAAGGUUCUCAAGACGCUGUCAGGCGAGAGCACGCGCGAGGAGUUGCUGGCUUUCCUGGCGCAAUACGGCAGCCACUACGUGUCAGAGGCGCUGUACGGCUCCGAGCUCAGCUGCAGCAUCUACUUCCCCAGCAAGAAGGCCCAACAGCAGCUCUGGCUCCAGUAUCAAAAAGAGGCAACAGAGCAAGGGCUCAGUGGCGGCAGCGGGCGUCAUGAUCUCAAAUCGGUGCCCUUUAUUAGCUACCUGGCAGCGUUGCAGAAGAGCCAACUGCUGUCCGACGACGCGGUCAGUGGUGUGGACAUCCGUUGCGAGGAAAAGGGCAGCUGCCCACUCAGCUGUCACCUGUGCCACCACCAGGCCGGGGCGGCGGGAGGCAUGGUGGCGAGGGGGCGUGGCAGGGGCGGCGAGCCGCCCUCGCCCAUCCCCGUCCUGUUGGACGUCAGCCGCGUGGUGCCUCUCUACAGCCUGGUCCAGGACAACGUCACCAAAGAGGCCUUCAAGAGCGCCACAAUGAGCUCAUACUGGUGUGCCGGAAAGGGCGACGUCAUCGAUAACUGGUGUCGCUGUGACCUGAGUGCCUUCAGCGAAGACGGCCUGCCCAACUGCAGUCCCCUCAGACGGCCGGUCUUGCGCCUCGCUCCUUACCUGGAGCCGUCGAGCACAAUGGUAGCCCUGGAGUGGUUGGACGUAGAGCCCCUGAUUGGCUACAAAGUUUCAGACUACAUCAUCCAGCACAAACGGGUGGAAGACCCCUCCGAGGCCGAGAUCUACACAGGCGAAGUGCUGAGCUUGUUGGAUGAUCUCUUCUCGGGUUUGGGGUCACCCUGCGUUGUGCCCGGUAAGAGGAGUGCCGAACAUCCCCACGCGCCGCUUUACUCCGUGGUUUUCAAGUGCCUGGAGCCUGACAGCCUCUACAAGUUCACUCUCUAUGCGGUGGACAGCCGGGGUAGUCACUCCGACUCGAGCUACGUCUCUGUACGGACGUCCUGCCCGAUGGUCGACGAUAGCCGAGCUGAAGAGAUCGCAGACAAGGUGUACAACUUGUACAACGGCUACACGAGUGGCAAGGAACAGCAGCUGGCGUACAACACCUUGAUGGAAAUCCCUCCUCCGCUGCUCUACCGUGUCCAGCACCACUACAAUUCCCUCUAUGAGAAGUUUGGCGACUUUGUGUGGCGCAGCGAGGACGAGCUGGGCCCCAGAAAGGCCAACCUGAUCCUCCGACGGGUGGACAAGAUCAGCCCCUAUUGCCGUUCCCUCCUGCGCAGCACGCACAUCCAGAGCCGCGCUGACACCAUGGCGUACAUUUACUGCCACAGCGACGACGGCCGGAUGCCCGGCGGCGGUGGCGACGCGCGCAGCGGCUCGUUGCACGAAGGCCGCACGGCCUGCAUGGAGAAGCUCAUUUCUGUCCAGCGCAAUACGUACAGCAACACCAAGCUCCGGUGAGACACGAGAAGGGGGGGGGGGGGGGCGGGGGGGGGGCGCACUUGCGUUUUGUGAUGUCACUGACUGAUGCAUCGGCUGACAUCGCCCAGGGGCAGGUGUCUCUGCCUGGAAAUCCGUGGCUUACUUUCAGCGUAAAUCACACUAACGUCACGUUGGACAGCAAAGGAGGCGAAAGAAAGACGCAAGCAUGUAGAUAUGUGAUGGCGAAUGGUAUAAGAGAAGCCAAUCCAACAGUUGUCUCUUUCAUUACGUUGAAUGUAGUCGCUUUGUUCAUGCUUUUACGUGACGCACUUAAAAAAAGUACAAAUCGAAAGAUCCGUUCGCCUUUUUUUUUCCCCCCACCACAGUUUACAAAGGAGAAAUGUUGAAGGCAUUUGCAUUGAGAAUUGCUUUUACAUUUUCAAAAUCCAGACAAAAUAAUUGCCAAUUCUUUAAAUAAAAAAAAAUAAA
This is a messenger RNA of Hippocampus zosterae (dwarf seahorse), 4728 nucleotides long. RefSeq names its product astrotactin-2-like. The transcript has 23 exons. Gene Ontology annotation, molecular function: protein binding. The record is from RefSeq and is a predicted model, not a curated record. Gene Ontology annotation, biological process: neuron cell-cell adhesion; neuron migration. NCBI's taxonomy places the organism in Eukaryota, Metazoa, Chordata, Actinopteri, Syngnathiformes, Syngnathidae. Bases 88 to 4278 code for a protein of 1396 amino acids.